Anarrhichthys ocellatus (wolf-eel) is the source of this 2283-nucleotide messenger RNA. Its product is annotated as brefeldin A-inhibited guanine nucleotide-exchange protein 2-like. The transcript has 12 exons. Bases 28 to 1869 code for a protein of 613 amino acids. NCBI's taxonomy places the organism in Eukaryota, Metazoa, Chordata, Actinopteri, Perciformes, Anarhichadidae. Gene Ontology annotation, biological process: regulation of ARF protein signal transduction. Gene Ontology annotation, molecular function: guanyl-nucleotide exchange factor activity. The record is from RefSeq and is a predicted model, not a curated record.
UAUAUACGUAUAUACAUAUAUGUAUAUAUGCGCCUCCUCAGUGUAACAAUCCCUCUCCUCUGCAGGUCCCAUGAGUUGCGCUCCAAGAUUGUGUCCCUGCAGCUGCUGCUCUCCGUGCUGCAGGGCGCCGGGCCGGUGUUUCGCACUCACGAGAUGUUCGUCAACGCCAUCAAACAGUAUCUGUGCGUGGCGCUGUCCAAAAACGGCGUCUCCUCUGUGCCUGAGGUCUUUGAGCUUUCACUGGCUAUCUUCCUCACAUUGCUCUCCCACUUCAAGGUCCACCUGAAGAUGCAGAUUGAGGUGUUUUUCCGGGAGAUUUUUCUGACCAUCCUGGAGACUUCGACCAGCUCCUUUGAGCACAAGUGGAUGGUUAUCCAGACACUAACGCGCAUCUGUGCAGAUGCCCAGUGCGUGGUUGACAUCUACGUGAACUACGACUGUGACUUGAAUGCAGCAAACAUCUUCGAGCGCCUUGUCAGCGACCUGUCUAAGAUCGCUCAGGGCCGGAGUGGUCAGGAGCUCGGGAUGACUCCUCUGCAGGAGCUGAGCCUACGUAAAAAGGGUUUGGAGUGUCUGGUGUCCAUCCUCAAAUGUAUGGUGGAGUGGAGCAAAGACAUGUAUGUCAAUCCAAACCUUCAAGCUAACCUCGGCCAGGAGCAUCCGUCCGAUAGCGACGGAGCAGAGCUGAAGCUCCCGGAGCCGCUGGCCGGACGUCGAGACAGCAUCAGUUCUCUCGACUCCACCGUUUCCUCCAUCAUGGCGCUGUCGCAGGCGGACCAUCCCGAGCAGUACGAGGUUAUCAAACAGCAGAAGGACAUCAUCGAGCACGGCAUCGAACUUUUCAACAAGAAGCCAAAGCGAGGUAUCCAGUACCUGCAGGACCAGGGCAUGCUGGGUUCUGCAGCCGAGGACAUCGCCCAGUUCUUACAUCAGGAGGACAGACUGGACACUACCCAGGUGGGAGAGUUCCUGGGCGAGAACAUCAAGUUCAACAUAGAAGCGAUGUACUGCUACGUGGACCAGUUGGACUUUUGCGGCCGGGACUUUGUCUCGGCACUCAGGGCGUUCCUGGAAGGCUUCAGGCUGCCUGGUGAGGCCCAGAAGAUCGACAGGCUGAUGGAGAAGUUUGCUGCUCGAUACUUGGAGUGCAACCAGGGACAGAUCCUGUUUGCCAGUGCAGACACUGCCUAUGUGCUGGCGUACUCCAUCAUUAUGCUCACCACAGACCUGCACAGUCCUCAGGUGAAGAACAAGAUGACGAAGGAGCAGUACAUCAAGAUGAACCGCGGCAUCAACGACAGCAAGGACCUGCCUGAGGAGUAUCUGUCUUCCAUAUACGAUGAGAUCGCAGGCAAGAAGAUUGCCAUGAAGGAGAGCAAAGAGAUCUCCAUCACCCCAAAGUCCACCAAGCAGAAUGUAGCCAGUGAGAAGCAGCGGCGUCUGCUGUAUAACGUGGAGAUGGAGCAGAUGGCAAAGACCGCAAAAGCUCUGAUGGAGGCUGUCAGCCACGCUCAGGCGCCCUUCUUCAGCGCUACACACCUGGAGCAUGUCAGGCCCAUGUUCAAGCUGGCGUGGACCCCGUUGCUGGCAGCGUUCAGCGUGGGACUGCAGGACUGUGACGAUCCAGAGGUGGCCUCGCUGUGUCUGGAGGGCAUUCGAUGUGCAAUCAGGAUCGCCAGCAUCUUCAACAUGCAGCUGGAGCGAGACGCGUACGUCCAAGCCUUGGCCAGGUUCACCCUGCUGACGGCCAGUUCCAGCAUCACGGAGAUGAAGCAGAAGAACAUUGACACCAUCAAGACGCUGAUCACCGUGGCCCACACAGACGGAAACUACCUGGGCAACUCCUGGCAUGAGGCGAGUCUUUACUAACGGGGUUUAUGAGCAGUAGUAGCACAAAGGAAAAGCAUUAUCGGAUAUCACAAAUACCUCGUGAUAGAAGAGAACCUGCACAUACACUCAGCUGCCAGUUUAUUAGAUAUACCUCGAUAAAAACGAAUGCAGUGUAAAGCAACAGCACUGCAAAACCUUUGUGUACGUUCCCUUUUAGUUUGAACUGUUUAGACGUGUUGAUUUGAAUGUAUGGUCACUUUGAAGGCUGUAUUGUGUAGACAAACUAUUAAAAACACUCAUUGUAAUCAGUUUAAUGCAAUACAAUUCAACAGUGCUACAUCGCAAACUAAUGUAGCUUCGUAAAAUUGAUAAUUGGGGUCUGUCAGAACCAACAAUUUGUGUAUAUGUAUAUUUAUAUGUAUGUGUGUGUAUGUGUAUGUAUGUGUAUACGUG